This is a messenger RNA of Pogona vitticeps (central bearded dragon), 1771 nucleotides long. It is a transcript of the gene SFT2D3, whose product is annotated as SFT2 domain containing 3. NCBI's taxonomy places the organism in Eukaryota, Metazoa, Chordata, Lepidosauria, Squamata, Agamidae. Gene Ontology annotation, biological process: vesicle-mediated transport. Gene Ontology annotation, cellular component: membrane. The record is from RefSeq and is a predicted model, not a curated record.
CCUCUUCGGCAAAAUGGCGGAUCUGAACCGGCAACUACAGGAAUACUUGGCGCAAUCCAAAGGCGGUGGGAGCGGAGGUUCGGCAGUCCCGUCGGCACCUCAGAACUCCCUACGGGAAGAGGCGGAGAAGCCUCGUCCUGGCUGGGGGUCCUGGCUGGGUCGAAUAAACCCUUUCCCGGCGGCGGAAUCAUGGCCGUGGGCCGCCGAACCGGAGCCAGACCCGUGGCUGCCGAGCGGCCUUUCCCGGUGGCAGCGGCUGACGGGGAGCGCGCUGUGCUUGGUGCUUGCCGCUCUCUGCUUCGGGCUCGCCACGCUCUACGGGUCGCUCCUGCUGCUUCGGAAGUUUGCGCUCCUUUGGUCCCUGGGUUCGGCCUUUGCCUUGGGCGCCGCCGGCUUCCUGCGAGGCCCCAGUCGCCUCUUAGGCGAGCCCGGCCGCCGCGGACUAGCCAUCCUCUACUUAGGCUCGGUCGGCGGCACGCUGUACGCUGCACUUGGGCUCCGGAGCACCCUACUCACCACCCUGGGGGCGGCGGUCCAGUUGGCAGCCGGUGCCGCCUAUUUGCUAUCCUCGGUGCCCGGCGGGACUACCGGACUGCGAUACGUCGGCGGGCUUUUGGGAGGUUUGGUACGGCGUCAGGUGUCCAAAACUCUCCCGGUGUGAGGGCGGCUGUGGAGGCGAAUCUGUUCUUGCAGUUGCGCCCGGAUGGAUCUCUGUGAGAAAGAGACCCGGGCCCUUCUUGAUCAACGCUAGAUCCGACUGCCCGGUUACGUUAUUCCUGUGGGGAACUAUGGCGUGGAGCGCUUCCAUAUUGGGACCUUUGAAGUUCCAGGAGACGAAACCCAAGGGAGCAGCUGAAAAGCUUUAGGAUGAUUGCCUGUUGCUAUUGAGGAGGGCUACUUGAAUUCAGCUAUGUGGAAGCAAAAGGACGUUAAGACUUGCAAAUCGAAGAAUAUGCAAAUAGUUGGGGAGAGAGACAAUUCCUUCCAUGGUUGGACUCAAGAUUUUUUUAGGAGGGGGGGUGAGGUGUGUGGCCUUUGAUGCUGUCCCUCAACAGCAGGAAGUCGUAGCAAGAAAGAAUGUUGUUUCUUUCUAGCGUUUUUGAUCUGCUUUCCCAGGGAUCUGCAGGAGCCUGGGUGGGCUCUUAAUUUUUCCCCCUAUUCCUGCAUUUGAAGGGCUAUCCUCCUGAGGCUGCCUGGCAGUUUUCCCAAUCUCACGAAAGAAUCCACCUGGUCCGGUGCCCACUGCCUUACACGUGUCAAAGGAUGCUGAGUGCUGAUGCCAGGCCCAUUCUUACUCUAUAUUUUAAACUUCUUCAAAAUGGAAAUGGACAAAUCAUCAUUCAUUGAGAUUUCUUUAGCAUUUUCAGGAGCAAAAACUAAUCUGGUUUCUAACAUUCUAAGCAAUUGUGACUUCUAUUCAGCAAAAGCGUUGUUACUUUAUCAACUGAUGUGUGGCCCACUUUCUGAAAACAGGCAUUAUAAUAAUAUUUGUUUAUCCGGAACAGACUUCUCAAGUUGUUUAAACUAACCUUUAUCUAACACUUUCUAUUCAAGCUUAUGUUUUCUAUCCCUGAAACUAUUCAAAACUAUAUGGCUACUAAAUAUCACCUCUGCCUGAAUUCAAUGACAUGGACCAUUGAUACAGAUCCUAAUGCUGCCAAAAUGAUUUAUGCUUUCGUUGUAAUUUAGAGAAAUCACAAUAUAUGGAAAGAUGUGCCUGAAUAGAUUAUUGUUAUAAUUAAACUCCAGUGGUUCCUGGAAUUGUUUCUCA